AUGCCUGAAAAAAACUGGCCACCAUGCCGUCCGGUUAUUUAUCAUAACAUUCAAGAAGAAAUUGUUGACCCUAAUUCUUGUCAGACCGUUGAACAAUCAUACAAGCUAUGGCUUUCAAUUUUGGUUACCAGUUUCACUGGCCGUUAUUCUCCUAUCUCGGUCAUUGGUCAGCUCAUACUUGCGCUUGUUUAUAUCCUCUUAUGGCCAAUAUUUGAUUUCAUUGCUAGACAUCUUACCUUGUAUAGAGCUUACAAAGAUGAUAAUCUAAGCUAUUUCCGUUGGUUUUUCCUUGUAACAUUACUUGAUAUCAUUUUUGGUGUAUUCAUUGGCAUUGGUUGGGUUUUCGGAGGCGGUGGUGGAUUAAUUGAGAUGGUUACAAAUUUUAAAGCGAUUCACGAAAAAGGUGCUAUUGCCAUAGUCGCUGGUGUUUUUAACGCUGUCUGUGCUACAUUAGUGUUUGCGCAAGUCGUUAUGCACAUUAUGUUAUGGCGCAAGGUACACGCUUACAUUGAAUCUAAAGGUUGGACAAUUCUCCCUGGAAAAUAA
Messenger RNA from Dentiscutata erythropus, 546 nucleotides. NCBI's taxonomy places the organism in Eukaryota, Fungi, Glomeromycota, Glomeromycetes, Diversisporales, Gigasporaceae. The record is from the annotation of a GenBank genome assembly.